This is a messenger RNA of Periophthalmus magnuspinnatus, 4043 nucleotides long. RefSeq names its product N-acetyllactosaminide alpha-1,3-galactosyltransferase-like. Gene Ontology annotation, biological process: carbohydrate metabolic process. Gene Ontology annotation, molecular function: hexosyltransferase activity. The record is from RefSeq and is a predicted model, not a curated record. The transcript is spliced from 6 exons. Bases 90 to 1079 code for a protein of 329 amino acids. Gene Ontology annotation, cellular component: vesicle; membrane; Golgi apparatus. Lineage: Eukaryota; Metazoa; Chordata; Actinopteri; Gobiiformes; Gobiidae.
UUAAGGCAACACCUGCUUCAGGUUUGGGAUUUAACUGGCAACCUCAACAAACAGCACUUUGGGAGCCUGGAGCUUCACUGUUUGGUGAAAUGGUGCCUGGUUCUCUCUCUCUGACUGUAAGGCACUUUGUUGGAGUGUUUGGCUUCUGCUGCCUGCUCUUGCUCGGGAUCAGCACCAUGAUCAUGAGCAAACAGAAGCAUACCCAGAGUACACCCACAAUAGUCACUAUGAACGAUUUGAACAACAUGCUCAACUAUGGGGCCCGUACUGCAGUGAAGACGCAGACGGAGUGGAAGGCUCCGAUCAUGUGGGAGGGGAUGUGGGAUCCUCUGGACUACGACCGCAUCCACGCUGACAACCAGAGCUCUGUGGCCCUUACUGUGUUUGCUGUAGGAAGGUAUCUUGAGGCCUAUCUGGAGACCUUCCUUGUCUCUGCAGAAAAGCACUUUAUGGUGGGAUUCCCAGUCAUGUACUAUGUUUUUACCGACCAAACAGACAAAGUCCCCUUUAUCGCCAUGGGCCCUCACCGCUACAUUCGCACCAUCAAAGUGGAGCGGCACUCGCGGUGGCAGGAUAUUUCCAUGAUGCGAAUGAAAGCUAUAUCUGAAGUCAUCAUUUCAGAGAUACAGUACUUGUACUCUUACGUCUUCUGUUUUGAUGUGGACCAAAUAUUCACUGGCCGUUUUGGAUCGGAAGCUUUAGGUGAAUCAGUUGCCCUUCUCCACGCACAUUACUACAAGUUGCCAAAAAAUCUAUUCACUUACGACCACAAUCCAAAGUCCAAAGCCUACAUGGAGACUGGGGACUACUACUAUCAUGCUGCAAUUUUUGGAGGAACUUGGCAAAAUGUGAAAACUAUAGUCGAUGAGUGCCUAGCAAGCAUCAUGGAGGAUAAGAAGAAUGGUGUGGAAGCACGAUGGCACGAUGAAAGCCAUUUGAAUAAAUAUUUUUGGCUUCAUAAACCAACCAAGCUGCUGUCUCCCGAGUACUGCUGGGAUAAGAACCUGCCAAAGUCCGAUAUUAUUGUAAUGCGAUUAAUUUGGGCACCGAAAGAUUAUGACAGGCUACGGGCUCCUUAAAAACAAAGCAGACAACUCUAUCAGUGAGAUGUAUUUCCCUUGUGCCAGCUGCUAGCUGCAAGCCACCUUCAGAAUUGUCACCAGUAGAGAUGCGUAUUGUUAAGGAAUUGUCAUUGCUUUGUUUUUAGCAUAUAAUAAUUCAUUUCUCUGCUCAUUUAAGCCUGAUUUAUUUCAAAUUAAAAUAACCAAGCAGCCUAUUUUAAAAGAUUUAGCAGCACCAUUAAAAACACAAUUAUGAAACCACAUAUCGGUACCCUUCGCUAGUUACCAGUAGGAAUGGGAGUCACUAAAACCAUACAAUUUGCAGGUGUCUAAGCGAUCACCUUUACUAUUAUUUUUUUUGCUGCAAGUGAAAUUAACAAUGAAUUGACAACAUAUCUGUAGAUAAAUGAGUCCAGAGUCCAUUUAUUGUGUUAAUAAAUGGGUCAGUUAUAUAACUCUUGACUAUAAUAAAACGUAUGCACCAACCUGAGAAAGCCCAAACAAAAAGGAUAUGAUAAAGAAUAUGCUGACAUCGCAGCCAUCAGCAGUGGAAAAUGCUGUUAACAAGCACUAACCUAGCAAUAGCAAAGUUGACACAAACACAUACCAUUGUUCAUACAAAUCCCAACUAACACAAACUACAUUCAGUAGUUCAUUUCACAUGGUAUUUUAUUUAUGAUGGAUAUUUUCAGCUCAAGUUUGUCAAACAAUGCAGGAUGGUAAAUGUGCAUGCAAAUUGCUCGUGUUUGCCCUCAGAGCCAAGACUUUUUUUCAGCAGGCUCUGCAGAUUGGUGGCCAGAUCCACUGCCUGUCACCAUGAUGGUGAAGAACCAUCCUCAAUUCAGAAUAGGCAUAGGAGCUAAGAAGUUUCAUUGCUAUGAUAGAGGGGCCCCUUGUGGAUAAUCGUGUGCAAUGAUCAUGAUUAUUCAAAAAUGCCACAAACGAUUAAUUGCGAACGUUUUUGAUCAUGAAUAGUGAUAUGAUCAUACAUCGUCCCAUCUCUAGUCACCGGUGUUGGUGGUGACAUAUUGUAUAUCAGCUGUUGUUACUUCUUGUAGGCGUGGUCAACCUGAUGCACUUGGUAAGUCUGAGCAUGCCCUCUCGAUCCAGCGUUUUAACUUGCUGUCAACAGAUUCAAAUGCUGGAUCAGAAGGUGUGGUCAGUCUAGGUGACCUGAUUGUGAUGAUCCAUCUGGCUGACCACCCAUACAGGACAGGACACAUCUCAUUUAUGCCACGUCACUACCAACACUGGUGACAGUUCUGAGGACAGCUCACAGUUUGCAGUCAAAACAUGUCAAGGUAAAGUCAUCUUACUGAUAAAGUCAUCUGUCUAAAAGAAAAUCAAUGACUAUUGUAAAUGAAGACAAGAUGGAUUACCAAAGUAACAAUUUGCACUACAAUUUUGUGAUGUGAUGAAAGAACUAGAUAAAAUAAAAGGGCUUGUACCUGACUGUAAAUGUAGUUUAGUUAAGAUGAAUGCUGUUUAAAACUGUAUGGUAAAAACAGCUCAGGUACAGGCCCUUUAAGAAGGAUGCCAAUAUUUAAGAUUUAAGGUUAUAUGAUGUAACUUUUCUGUUUGGGAAACAGCUUGUCUCCAUGGAGAUUGUAUUGCUAGUUUGCCUUGUAUUUAAUCAAUAAUAGAAAAACAUGCUGUUUUGUCUCCCCCACAGAUCUAACUUGCUGUAUUUCAUAUAUAGCUAUAGAUAUAGAUAUAGAUAUAGAUAUAGAUAUAGAUAUAGAUAUAGAUAUAGAUAUAGAUAUAGAUAUAGAUAUAGAUAUAGACAUAGAUAUAGAUAAAUACGGCAGAACAGCGAGAGAAAGAGAGAGGUUUAAUGCUGCACUGUGAAACAUAGUUAAGAAAUCAUCAGUAACUUCUCAGUAAUUAAUGUUAUUUUAAGAUAUAAGUGACUGACUGUAAAACUUAACUAUGAAGUGUUCUCUUCAGCUCCACCAACUUGACUUGUAGAUGUUAGAUAUUGCUUUAAUAUUCUGGUGAAAUAUUUUCAGUUAUUCAUUAUUUCUUUUUCCGUUUACUCUGCUCCCUCUGAGCACAAAAACAGGUGGUUUUGAAUAUCCCAAGAUUGUUACCUUACUGGUAAAAGUCCAGAGGUCUCCUGCACUUGUACAGAUAUUAUGCAUUAUUUGUAUGGUUAUUGGCUUUAAACAUGGUACUGGGUAGCCUUGCUUUGCUAUUUCAUGGUUUAGAACUUAAAAUAAUAUAUACAGACAAUACACACCUUCCUGUAGUAAUUUUGCAAUACUGGGAACUGGGUUAUACAAGCAGUGAAGAUUACAGUACAUUUGAAAAAUCACAAAACACUUUUUUCAACAUGCUAACACGCAUGCAGUUGCAAUGAUGCGAUCUGAUGACAGACAUUUGACAGUAAGAUUGCCCAACCUAGUUGCAUUUUGCUUAUUCAAUAGUAAUUACCUCUGCUGCUUGUAAAUGGCCUCUUAACCUCAGAUCCAAGUACUUGCAGUUACAUGGGGUCUAUUGUCUGUAGUCAUUAUUUUAAGUUCUAAAACAUGAGAUUCCAAAACAGAAGUACUCAAAAGCGUGUCUAAAGGCCAAUAACAAAUAACCCAUAGUAUUUGUCCUUUAAAGACGGGGUAUUUUACUUUUAUGGGAUAUUAAAGAGUUGUUUUUUUUCCUCCAAUGGGUAUUAACUGCUUACACAUAAUUUUAUUUAAGUCACCAUGUUAGCUUUUUUACGUUUUAAAAAUGUUAUAUUUAUAUAUUUAUAAUAAGGUAUAACAUGGUAGAAAACUCAAAAAAGUUGAUUUUGCAUAAUGCCCUCUCUUUAAGGCCAACAACUACCCAGGGAACUAAUUGCUAUGAUUUUGUUUAGUUGUUCUCAUAUUUUGGUAUUGAAGAAUGUAUGUGUGCUUUUAAAGGAUACUGUAUGUGCUAUGAAUGUUGUUGUUUUGUUUGUUUGUUUGUUUGUUUUUUUGUAUAUUUUGCACUUAAUGACAAACCAAA